Molecule: messenger RNA, 504 nt
Organism: Prunus armeniaca (apricot)
Lineage: Eukaryota; Viridiplantae; Streptophyta; Magnoliopsida; Rosales; Rosaceae
Source: the annotation of a GenBank genome assembly
AUGGCCAGUCUAGUUCAAACCAAGGAAGGACGUAAACUCUUAAGGUACGUAAAAGAGAGAAAAGGUAGGGCUACCGAACGGUACCUUUGUUUGGUUUCUGGAAGUGAACGCGGACUGCUUCAGAUCGUCUGGACGCAAAUCGCCACUCCUACCGGUAACACUCACCGGAAAUCGCCUGGUUACCGUUGGCUCUCGUCGGAAAUCGCUUUUCCUACCGUUGGUACUCGUCGGAAAUCGCCUCGGACAGAGCUCUCACUUCUCACAAGAUGCAAAGUGAAUUCGCCACCGGGGUCACCCCUAUUUAUAGUGGGGAGUUCGACAACGGUAUCCCUCGAAAAAACCAAACGGCGCAUUAAUGCGCCGCGCGCCAUCAUUAUUUCCGCCACGUGUCGCUCACCCAAUGGAGAACUGACGGCACGCGAGGCGCGGAAGUCGAAGCGCUCAGACGUUUCUUCGCCCGUCAGAUCGACGCGACCUUCUGACUUCACCAACGCCAGCCUCUGA